GUGGAUUGGAGGGGUUAUUUAAUACCAUAAGUUUCUACAAAUAUAAUAGCACUACUGCACGGUUUUCGUUCAUUUACGAAAAACAAAUUCCAUAAAUAAAACCAAUUUUUAAUAAUAUACAUAUAAAUAUAGAAUAUAGAUUAAAAAAUUAGUUUACAUAUACCAAAUUUAUUUUAAACUAAAUAAUAAGGAAACAUGUGUGACGAAGAAGUUGCUGCUCUGGUUGUUGACAACGGCUCUGGAAUGUGCAAAGCUGGCUUUGCUGGAGAUGAUGCUCCUCGUGCAGUGUUUCCUUCAAUAGUAGGUAGACCAAGACAUCAAGGCGUGAUGGUUGGUAUGGGCCAAAAAGAUUCAUAUGUGGGUGAUGAGGCUCAAAGUAAAAGAGGCAUUCUUACGUUGAAGUACCCAAUUGAGCAUGGUAUUGUAACUAAUUGGGAUGACAUGGAAAAGAUUUGGCAUCAUACAUUUUACAAUGAAUUACGUGUUGCACCUGAAGAACACCCUGUUUUGCUUACAGAAGCUCCUUUAAAUCCAAAAGCUAACAGAGAAAAAAUGACACAAAUAAUGUUUGAAACAUUCAACACUCCGGCAAUGUAUGUUGCAAUUCAGGCUGUACUGUCAUUAUAUGCAUCCGGUCGUACAACUGGAAUUGUGCUGGAUUCUGGUGAUGGCGUCUCCCAUACAGUUCCUAUCUAUGAAGGAUACGCUUUGCCACAUGCUAUUCUUCGUCUUGAUUUAGCCGGUCGUGACCUUACAGAUUAUUUAAUGAAAAUAUUAACCGAGCGUGGUUAUUCUUUUACAACUACCGCAGAAAGAGAAAUAGUAAGGGAUAUUAAAGAAAAGUUAUGCUAUGUUGCACUCGAUUUCGAACAAGAAAUGGCUACUGCAGCUUCUUCCAGUUCUUUAGAAAAAAGUUAUGAACUACCUGAUGGCCAGGUUAUCACAAUAGGCAAUGAAAGAUUCCGUUGCCCAGAGGCCCUAUUCCAACCUUCAUUCUUAGGUAUGGAAGCCUGUGGAAUUCACGAAACAACCUAUAACUCAAUUAUGAAAUGCGAUGUGGAUAUUCGAAAAGAUUUGUAUGCCAAUACAGUUUUAUCAGGUGGUACAACAAUGUAUCCUGGAAUUGCAGAUAGAAUGCAAAAAGAAAUUACAGCUUUAGCACCUUCAACUAUGAAAAUUAAAAUUAUAGCUCCGCCAGAGCGCAAAUACUCUGUUUGGAUUGGUGGUUCAAUUUUAGCUUCAUUAUCGACAUUCCAGCAAAUGUGGAUUUCAAAGCAAGAAUAUGACGAAUCCGGACCUUCAAUAGUUCACAGAAAAUGUUUCUAAAGCAUAUUUAAUAGAAUUUCAUUCAUAAAAUUUCAUUCCUUUGUUAUAUUUAUACAUUUUUUACAUUAAAGCUCAAUAUUAUUUUUUGUAGAUAAAAUCUCUUCAUUAUUCGUUAGAUAAUAAUUAUAAACUGAUUCCAAUGUAGGUAGUGGUUAGGUACAAAUUCUAACAUGGUUAAGCAGUAAGAACCCAUAUUCUGUUAGUUAUUUGUGCUAUAAAAGAAAGCUACCAGUCACAUCAGGGCCCUUACUAUGAUCCGCAAAGGAAAUUAAUUUUUGGUAUUAUGAAUGAUUAGCGAAUUCGCCUAAAUUUUAGACAAGCUUGGGGAAUAAAGCCAAAAAUCAGAAUAAUUCA
Condylostylus longicornis is the source of this 1680-nucleotide messenger RNA. RefSeq names its product actin-5C. Bases 196 to 1326 code for a protein of 376 amino acids. The transcript is spliced from 3 exons. The record is from RefSeq and is a predicted model, not a curated record. Gene Ontology annotation, biological process: mitotic cytokinesis. Lineage: Eukaryota; Metazoa; Arthropoda; Insecta; Diptera; Dolichopodidae.